Molecule: messenger RNA, 462 nt
Organism: Myzus persicae (green peach aphid)
Lineage: Eukaryota; Metazoa; Arthropoda; Insecta; Hemiptera; Aphididae
Exons: 2
Coding region: 1-462 (153 amino acids)
Source: RefSeq, a predicted model, not a curated record
AUGACAUUUGAUGUUCAAAAAAUUAUUGACGAGGUUCUUCUAAAACUGUUUACCAAAGAUUUUCAGCAUUUUAAGGUAGUAGAAGAUGAAGGUUUCAAAAAUUUUGUUAAACUUUUAAAUCCAGCUUAUAAAAUACCUGAUCGUCACACGAUAUCCAAAGUUCACAUCCCUGCGCUAUACCAAAAAAGUUUAAAUGAGACAAAAGAGCUCUUAACCAAUGAAUCAUCUGUAUUGUUGGGAUGCUAUGAGUUUUCUGAAAGCCAUUCAUGUCUUAAUUUAUGUAACACGAUUCAAGAAACUUUAGAUAAAUGGAACAUAGAUAAAAAAAAAAUCUUAGCAGUCUCAGAUAAUGCUAAUAAUAUCAAAUCUGCUUUGAAUUCAUUAAAAGUUAAGAGUUUGGGGUGUUUCGCUCAUACACUUAACUUAAUUGUUCAAGAUGCAUUAAAGUUACAGUUGUGUUAA